AGCUCAUAGGGCCAGGGGCAUACUCGCACAUACGAUGUCACACCGCAUAUACGAGAAUUCAUUGAACCAAUUCUCACUAGAUAGCCUACCCAAGUAACAGCACUGAGUAGAAGGUAUGCUUCACGAUGUUGAGGAAUAUUCACCCUACGACCUUGACGUCCACGUGAAGAGCGGCUGAUACGAUGGAGCCAAUGAUAUCGAGCGCUCUUUGAUCGCCGCCUCAAGAUGAAGGAUUUCCGCCGCACUGUCAAUCUUCGAUCUCCGUUCUCCAACUAAACGGUUAACUCGUGAUGAUCACCAUCCCUCGUUUGAUAUAUCAAAGAGCUCUCGGGAUAUAAAAUGGGAGUCCUACCUUCACGUUUAACAUGAAAAUAUCCACCAUCGGUAGGCAAUAACAUUGAAGACCAUUAGAUCCUCGCAACAUCGAUAUCAUCAUGAAGUUUCAACUUCCAUCUUUACUUCUCGGCCUUGCUGCCUCGGCAGCGUCCGCACAAAACCAAACCGGGCCAUUCUAUCUUCAGAUAGUCGGUCAAAAGAAUAGCUCUAUCAUGGGCUACGGCAAUUCCUGCCACACCGGUGCCGGUAUGGAGGGACUUUGUUACGGGCCUGGCCAGGUUCCCGAGAGCAUCGUAGCAUCUUUCGAGUACUACUUCAACUACACCGGAAACACCGUGGUCGACGAUGCUCAGGUCGGUCAGGUUAUCUGGAAGCUGCCCUACACCGAUUCAAACGGCAACACGGCGUUAGAGCCGCAGACGCUCGGUCUGCAGUUCACGACGGACAGCAACGUCGCCUCGACUAAUUUCGGCCUCGGCGAGUGCUCCUCGGACCUGAACGUCGGUUUCGACGCGGACGGCAAGCUGUUCGCCUGGAACUACAUCGACGACUCGACGUUCACCCCGGGCACGAACCCCGUCCCCAGCGGCGUGGGUAAGGCGUAUUAUCAGUGGUAUGUCUGCUACAUCUACUACACCGGCUAUUAUUACCAAGCUAUUGGGUGGUCGGCGACCUCGCCACCCCACAACCCGACUUGCCAGCCCGUCGACAUCAUACAAGUCUUUCCUUCUUCUUAAGGGGAGACAUGGUUAAUUAUGCUCUUGGUCCUCUUCUGAGCUUGGCGAUGAUACGAUAUAUGGUUUAUGAUUCUUAGUGGGUUGAGUGGGAGCUGGUCUGUCUAGUACCUAGAUUUGGUGGUGGCAUGGAAUGGUUCUCGCGAGAAGGAUAAUAAUUGAGAAAAUAUACGCAUAUAAUAUCUUAAUAAAAAGCAUGCGUCCUAAAUAUUGAUAUAAAGAGACUGCAAGCCUCGGUAUCGUUAUAUCGGGG
Annulohypoxylon truncatum is the source of this 1323-nucleotide messenger RNA. RefSeq lists its product as uncharacterized. The record is from RefSeq and is a predicted model, not a curated record. The coding region runs from base 435 to 1073 and encodes 212 amino acids. The transcript is spliced from 2 exons. Lineage: Eukaryota; Fungi; Ascomycota; Sordariomycetes; Xylariales; Hypoxylaceae.